This is a messenger RNA of Paramuricea clavata, 892 nucleotides long. Lineage: Eukaryota; Metazoa; Cnidaria; Anthozoa; Malacalcyonacea; Plexauridae. The record is from the annotation of a GenBank genome assembly.
AUGAAUGUGAAUAGUUUAGAGGUAGCGCACAAUUAUUUUUCAAUGAUUUCGCCUACGUACGAUACAGCAAAGUAAGUUUUUUUUUUAAAUUUUUAUAGUGGAAAAGGAAAGUUUUUGGAGAUCAGUUGUUUGUAAAUUUGAAUGAAAAACUGGGAGAAGAAGGGCGAGAGGGUAUUCAGUUUGCACCUUGGGAGAGAAGACCAAUGCGUGAAGGGUGGUGUGUGAAUAUCUUGGAUCAAGACAUUCUUCACUGUGGCGUAAAGGGCUAUGCUUACAUGAACCCUAAAAUAUACGGGGUCGAUUAUAUUAGCAUUGGAAAAAUAGUACUUGUACACGACAUAUUAACAAAAUAUAGUGUUAGAAAUAUAUACAAUCAAGAGGAUCGAAAUUUCUUUGAGUGUGACGGUGGUGAGGAGGACAGGGAUAUAAUGCGGGACAUAAUUCAUAGUCUAACAGGAUUUUUUUAUACUAAUGACUAUUCUUUGUAAAUGUAAAUAUAUUACAGCAAAGUAUUUUAAGGAAUGUAGGAGUAUUAGUAAAGCAAGAUGUGAUACGGGAAAUGUGUAAACUUUUUAGAAUAAUAUAAUCUAAAAUAUUUUCUAGAUAUAUUCCAUCUUAUUUUCGAGAGGACGAUGAAAUAAUAAAUAAAAUGUUGUUAUGUUAUGUUGGGGAUUUUUGGCCAAGAUCUUUUGCGGGAACAACAAUUUUAAUGGUUGACAAUUGUCUUUACGAGUUGGAGCGUUAUGUGUAUUUGGUCGGGUAUGUGUCGCGUGAAGCAUUGACGCUGGGGUUGAUUGACCGUGGCGAAUAUGCGGCGUACGAGGUUGCUUUAAAAUAUAUCUCUGUUAAAGGUUUUGAAAUAACAUUUAAAGCCGUUCGAGAGGAUUUUUAG